UGCCUUGUGCUGUGGCUCCGCCCCUUCAUAGUGCACCUCUGCUGACUGGGGGAGCCUCAGUGCGCCUCCACUGCCUCAUUCUGACAGCACCGCGCCAGGACGCGCUACUUUUUCCAACAUGAGCACCGUGGCCUCUGAGAAUGUCUUUCUGUCCGCUCUCCAGCCCAACAACUCGGUCACCACCUAUGGCCUCCCGUCCGAGAUCCAUCUCGGGAGCGGCCCCUCGAUCUCGGACGAGGUGUCGAGGGUUCGCCGGGUCCAGCAGCAGGUUCAGAUGCGGCUGGCCGAGAAGUCAACACUUCCGCGUCACAAUGGCUCCGCUUCCACCUCCGCCAUGUCAGACUACGGUGGGUCUUCCACCAUGAAAUACCAGACGUACAAUCCAGGUUACAGCUCCAAGUCGUCCUACAUGUUCUCAGGCUCCAGGACAAUGACGCCCCAGAUCUCGCAGAGGUCUGGUUUUAGCUCGCUCUCAGCCGGCCCAGACAUGGCCCAGUACUCCAGGAUCAGCGUUGGCGGCGGACGCGUCGGGGGCGGCGGCGGUUAUUACCGUGAAGAUGUCCACAUGGGCAAUUACCAAGGGAACCAGCACCAACCCGAAGUCGUCUCCCUGCAUGCUAUGAGACAGCAGACAAUGCCGACAAAUGCCUGGAUGGUGGACGGCAGUGACGGCGCCAGCAUGGCCUCCGACCGCGAGGCCGGGUUCAGCCGCCACUACGUUCAAAGCAAUGGCUACACUGGCCAAGUGAGGCAAGGGGCAGGAACCAUGACCUUUCCGGGGUCCAUGCGUCGAUCUCACAGCGGCACUAUUCCACGUGGCCCAGAGAUGGACAUGGGGAUGGUCCAGCAAUGUUCCUACAAAGGCCCGGCGUACCGCACCAUCAGCAGGAUUAACAACCGAAACCGCAUGAGCAUGGGCUCCAUGUCGGGGACCCUGCAGCGUCAGAUGUCAAGCGCGUCCAGCAUGUUUGGAGGGGGAGUCGAUAAGAUGGACUCGGGCUUCAUAGGGCCAGGAAUGUCCUCUGCUUCCCAGGGGAAUCUAACGAUGCAGCGCCGUCAAAGCACCAUGUCCCGGGCCAUGUCUGUCAAAAGCAUGCAGAGCGUGGGCCGAGGAGUCGACAUCUUCAACGGGCAAAUGGGGAUGGGAAGCAUGGGAAACCUCAACGGGAUCGAAACUUUGGACAUGGCCAGAGCUGUCCAAUACCUGAGAGAACCGGACCCCGAUUUGCAGGUCCUGGGUGCUGCUUACAUUCAACACGAGUGUUAUAACGACAGCGACGCAAAAAAUGAGGUUCGUCAAUCCAAAGGCAUCAGCGAGCUGGUGAAGCUGUUCAACUCCGAGAAUCAGGAAGUGCAGCGCUAUGCCACCGGCGCCACGCGCAACCUCAUCUAUGAGAACAUGGACAACAAGGUGGCCCUGAUCGAGGAGGGCGGCAUCCCCCAGCUGGUGGAGGCACUCAAGGAGCCUGACGACGAGCUCCAAAAGAACAUCACCGGCAUCUUGUGGAACCUUUCAUCCAAAGACACCCUGAAGGAGAAACUGGCUCGAGAGGCUCUUCCGGAUCUGACCGAUAAGAUCCUCAUCCCUCUGUCGGGCAGCGAGGGCUCGGAAGGCAUCAAUCAGUCGGCCUCCGAGGCGGAAAUCUUCUACAACACCACCGGCUGCCUCAGGAAUCUGAGCUCAGUGAAUGAAAAGACCCGUCAGCAGAUGAGACAAACCCACGGGCUGGUGGACUCUUUGGUGAACUACAUCAAGGCCUCGCUGGAGGAGAACAAGGCGGAGGACAAGGGGGUGGAAAAUGCAGUGUGUGUCUUGAGGAACCUCUCCUACCAGCUGUACAGUGAGAUGCCGCCCUCAGCUCUGAUUCGCCUGGAGGGACCGAGCCGAGCUGAGGACUCUGGGAAGGGCGAAGCCAUCGGCUGCUUCACGCCUCAAAGCAAGAAGGCUAACAAUAGCAGGAACCAGGACCUGUCCACGUUCACCGAGGUGGCCCGCGUGCCAAAGGGGAUGGAGUGGCUGUGGCACCCUCAGAUCGUGGGCUUGUACAACCGCGUGCUGCAGCAGUGCGAGAUCAACUCAACCACACGGGAGGCGGCGGCGGGAGCGCUGCAGAACAUCACAGCCGGAGACAAGCGGUGGGCGGCGGUGCUGAGCCGCGUGGCCAUGGACCAGGAGCGCAUGUUGCCCGUUCUACUAGACCUGUUGCGCACCAACAACGACCUGGAGCUCCGUUCCAUCACGGGCUUCCUACGAAAUUUGUCCCGUCACGCCAAGGAUAAGAAUCACAUGGCCACAAAGGUAGUAAACAACCUGGUGACCAAGCUGCCCAUCGACGGCUACCAGAAGGAGCCGUCCAGUGACGUGGUGGUCAACAUCUGCGGCGUUCUCAACAACUUGGUGACUUGCAGCUCAGUCGCCGCAAGGGACGUGUGUUUUUUUGACGGCCUGCCCAAACUGGUCGCUAUCAAGAACACCAACGACUCCAGUUCUGGAAAGAUGAAAGCAGCCAAAGCAGCCGCCACAGUGCUCAGCAACAUGUUCCAGUACAAGAAACUGCACAAAGACUACAAAAACAAAGGAUUUACGAGACCAGACUUUGCAGACACGGCCAUCUAAAAAUGGAAGGUAAUGUCAAGUAGAAGUUUAUACUUCUACAGUGCUGAGCAGUCCUGCAACGCCACCGGUGGAAGACACUGUCAGUCUUUUCUCCGAUUCCAACAUAGUCCAGGCUCAGUUUUUAUCUGCCAUGAAGUUUGUGAUAAGAACGCUCCAUGGAUGUCAGCGAAGGAGGAGUCGAGUAUGCUGACUACUGUUAAGCAAAUGUGAGCACUAUAUUCUAGUGUCGGGAUGUGUGUUUUCUACAAGCCGAUGUAAAAACUGUGUGAAACCAUGAUGACAUUUUAACCAAUGUGGUAUAGCUUGUUUGUAUAUAUUGCUUAAGUUCUUCUUAAAAAAAAAAUCAUGUUUUAUACACUGUAACCAAGGACUUUCUCAUCAUGCUGUCGUUAUUAGACUUUUGCUUGUCACUCACAUUUUUUUUAAUAUUGUGUAUGAAUGAGAAUGCAUUGUAACUGAAAAUACUAAAGAGAUGCAUUUUGCUUUUUUUUUUUUUUUGCUUUAGAAAGUUUGGGACAUUGGUAUGCCUCUAAAGAUGUCAUGUAUUUUAUUUAGUCACGUAUGCUAUGAUACAAAUGUACGUAAUCUGUCAUAGUCUGGAUUAUGCAAUUUUUAAAAGGUUGUCACAGUAGAGUGCGCGUGCAUGUGUGAUUGAGAAACCAUGCAUGUGCUAAAGAAUGCAGUCAAGUUUUCAUGUGUAUUUGUCACAGGUUUUUAUCUUUUGUAAAUGAUCCAUCUUAUAGUUUGACACCUGUCAAAAUAUGGAGUCUCUAAUUUCUCACUUUGAUAACUCUGUCAUAAAAUGAUCUGUCAACUUGUCAGGCCGUUUCAGCUAUGGUGACCAGCGUCUGUUCGGAAAAUAAAAGUCAAUUUGCUGUUAUGUGCACCUGUACCAUCUGAUUUAAUAAAGAAAUAGAUCUGCCGAA
This is a messenger RNA of Hippocampus comes (tiger tail seahorse), 3543 nucleotides long. Its product is annotated as plakophilin-3. Gene Ontology annotation, biological process: cell-cell adhesion. The coding region runs from base 119 to 2617 and encodes 832 amino acids. NCBI's taxonomy places the organism in Eukaryota, Metazoa, Chordata, Actinopteri, Syngnathiformes, Syngnathidae. Gene Ontology annotation, cellular component: nucleus; adherens junction; plasma membrane. Gene Ontology annotation, molecular function: protein binding. The transcript has 13 exons. The record is from RefSeq and is a predicted model, not a curated record.